Molecule: messenger RNA, 5642 nt
Organism: Molossus molossus (Pallas's mastiff bat)
Lineage: Eukaryota; Metazoa; Chordata; Mammalia; Chiroptera; Molossidae
Gene: ABCC4
Product: ATP binding cassette subfamily C member 4
Exons: 31
Coding region: 269-4117 (1282 amino acids)
Biological process (GO): transmembrane transport
Cellular component (GO): plasma membrane
Molecular function (GO): ABC-type transporter activity; ATP hydrolysis activity; ATP binding
Source: RefSeq, a predicted model, not a curated record
ACAUCAAACCCCAUGCCAUUUUGAACAUGCUGUCCCCAGGCAACAUGUCUGGUUCUGUUUUUGAGGAAGCUCUCUUCUUCCUCCUCGGUCUCCUCAGUGAAUGCUGAAUGAGUCCCCGGACUUGACUCACUGACCCCCUGAGAAGGCCCCCAGGCAGCUGCACAGAUUCUCCUCUCCUUGGUGUACAAAUGGACCCAGAUCUGACCGAUGAUGGUGGCUCAACCCCUUGUUUAAAACUGGCCACAAACGAAGAUUAGAAGAAGAUGAUAUGUAUUCAGUGCUUCCAGAGGAUCGCUCCAAGCACCUUGGAGAACAGUUACAAAGCUACUGGGAUAAAGAAGUUUUGAGAGCCGAGCGUGACUCGCGGAAGCCAUCUUUAACAAAAGCAAUCAUCAAGUGCUACUGGAAAUCCUAUGUAGUUUUGGGACUUUUUACGUUAAUUGAGGAAGGCGCCAGAGCAAUCCAGCCCUUAUUUUUGGGGAAAAUUAUUAAUUAUUUUGAAAACUAUGAUCCCACUGAUUCUGUGGCUUUGCAAGAAGCCUACAUCUAUGCCACAGUGCUGACUACCUGCACACUCGUUUUGGCCAUACUGCAUCACCUAUACUUUUAUCAUGUUCAGUGUGCUGGGAUGAGGUUAAGAGUAGCCAUGUGCCAUAUGAUUUAUCGGAAGGCACUUCGUCUUAGUAACGUGGCCAUGGGCAAGACAACCACAGGCCAGAUUGUCAACCUGCUGUCCAAUGACGUGAACAAGUUUGAUCAGGUAACAGUAUUCUUGCACUUCCUGUGGGCAGGCCCAAUGCAGGCCAUCGCAGUGACUGCCCUGCUCUGGAUGGAAAUAGGAAUAUCAUGCCUUGCUGGGAUGGUCGUGCUCGUCAUCCUGCUGCCUUUGCAGAGCUGCAUCGGGAAGCUGUUCUCAUCCCUCCGGAGUAAGACGGCAACUUUCACAGACGCCAGGAUCAGAACCAUGAAUGAAGUUAUAACGGGCAUAAGAAUAAUAAAAAUGUAUGCUUGGGAAAAGCCAUUUGCAGACCUGAUUACCAAUUUGAGGAGGAAGGAAAUUUCCAAGAUUUUGAGAAGUUCCUACCUUAGAGGAAUGAAUUUGGCAUCGUUUUUCGUUGCCAGCAAAAUCAUUGUUUACGUGACCUUCACUACCUACGUGCUCCUUGGCAAAGUGAUCACAGCCAGCCGUGUGUUCGUGGCGGUGACCCUCUACGGGGCUGUGCGGUUGACCGUCACUCUCUUCUUCCCCUCGGCCAUCGAGAAGGUGUCGGAGGCUGUCGUCAGCAUCCGAAGGAUCAAGAACUUUCUCUUGCUUGAUGAGAUUAAACGAUGCAGCCCUGAGCUACCAGCAGACGGUAAAACGAUAGUGCAAGUGCAGGAUUUGACCACUUUUUGGGAUAAGGUAUCAGAAACCCCAACCCUACAAGACCUCUCCUUCACUGUCAGGCCCGGUGAACUGUUAGCUGUGGUCGGACCUGUGGGAGCAGGAAAGUCAUCGCUGUUAAGUGCCGUGCUGGGGGAACUGUCCCCGAGCCAGGGGCUGGUCACUGUGCAUGGAAGGAUCGCAUAUGUUGCUCAGCAGCCCUGGGUGUUUUCAGGAACUGUGAGGAGCAAUAUUUUAUUUGGGAAGAAAUAUGAAAAGGAGCGAUAUGAAAAAGUAAUAAAGGCUUGUGCUUUGACAAAGGAUUUGGAGCUUUUGGAGGAUGGAGACCUAACUGUGAUAGGAGAUCGGGGGACCACGCUGAGCGGAGGGCAGAAAGCCCGGGUUAACCUGGCAAGAGCAGUGUAUCAGGACGCGGACAUCUACCUUCUGGACGAUCCCCUCAGUGCCGUGGAUGCAGAGGUCGGCAGACACUUGUUCCAGCUGUGUAUUUGUCAGACCUUGUAUGAGAAGAUCACAGUCUUAGUGACUCACCAGUUGCAAUACCUAAAAGCUGCAAGUCAGAUUCUGAUAUUGAAAGAUGGUAAAAUGGUGCAAAAGGGGACUUACACUGAGUUUCUGAAAUCUGGGGUGGAUUUUGGUUCCCUUUUGAAGAAGGAAAAUGAGGAGGCUGAACAAGCUUCCACUUCAGGAAGUCCCACGCUGAGGCAGCGGACCUUCUCAGAGUCUUCGGUUUGGUCUCAACAGUCUUCUAGACCCUCGUUGAAAGAUGGCGCCCCAGAGAGCCAAGCUACUGAGAAUGUGCAGGUUACGGUAUCUGAGGAGAGCCGUUCUGCAGGAAAAGUUGGUUUUAAGGCCUACAAGAAUUACUUCACAGCUGGUGCCCACUGGGUUGUCAUCAUUUUACUUAUUUUAGUAAACAUUGUAGCUCAGGUUGCCUACGUUCUCCAGGACUGGUGGUUGUCGUACUGGGCAAAUGAACAGAGGGCCCUGAACGUCACUGCAAAUGGAAAAGGAAAUGUAACUGCAAAGCUCGAUCUUAACUGGUACUUAGGAAUUUAUUCAGGUUUGACUGCAGCUACAGUCAUUUUCGGCAUAGUGAGAUCUCUGUUGGUAUUCCAUGUCCUUGUUAAUUCUUCACAAAGUUUACACAACAAGAUGUUUGAGUCCAUUCUGAAAGCUCCGGUCUUGUUCUUUGAUAGAAAUCCAAUAGGAAGAAUUUUAAAUCGUUUCUCCAAAGACAUUGGACAUAUGGAUGACUUGCUGCCCCUGACAUUUCUAGAUUUCAUCCAGACCUUUCUACAAGUGAUUGGUGUGGUGGGCGUGGCGGUGGCAGUGAUUCCUUGGAUUGCAAUUCCCCUGGUUCUCCUGGGCAUCCUUUUCUUUGUUCUUCGGAGCUAUUUCUUAGAAACGUCGCGAGAUGUCAAACGCCUGGAAUCUACAACACGGAGCCCCGUGUUCUCCCACUUAUCGGCUUCUCUCCAGGGACUCUGGACCAUCCGGGCGUACAAAACGGAAGAGAGGUUUCAGGAACUGUUUGAUGCACACCAGGAUUUGCAUUCAGAGGCUUGGUUCUUGUUUCUGACCACGUCCCGAUGGUUCGCCGUGCGUCUGGAUGCCAUCUGUGCCGUCUUUGUCAUCGUUGUUGCCUUUGGGUCCCUGAUUCUGGCAAAAACCUUGGAUGCCGGGCAGGUUGGCCUGGCGUUGUCCUACGCGCUCACUCUCAUGGGGAUGUUCCAGUGGUGCGUGAGGCAGAGCGCCGAAGUCGAGAAUAUGAUGAUCUCAGUAGAACGGGUAAUGGAGUAUACAGACCUGGAGAAAGAAGCACCUUGGGAAUACAAAAAACGCCCACCGCCCACCUGGCCCCAUGAAGGCGUGAUCGUCUUUGACAAUGUCAACUUCACCUACAGUCUGGAUGGCCCUCUGGUAUUGAAACACCUGACAGCACUCAUUAAGUCAAGAGAAAAGGUUGGCAUUGUGGGAAGAACAGGAGCUGGAAAAAGUUCCCUCAUCUCAGCCCUUUUUAGAUUGUCAGAACCUGAAGGUAAAAUUUGGAUUGAUAAGAUCUUGACAACUGAAAUUGGACUUCACGAUUUAAGGAAGAAAAUGUCAAUCAUACCUCAGGACCCUGUUUUAUUCACUGGAACAAUGAGGAAAAACCUGGAUCCCUUUAAUGAGCAUACGGAUGAAGAACUGUGGAAUGCCUUAACAGAGGUACAACUUAAAGAAGCCAUCGAAGAUCUUCCUGGUAAAAUGGAUACUGAGUUAGCAGAAUCCGGAUCGAACUUCAGUGUUGGACAGAGACAGCUGGUGUGCCUCGCCAGAGCGCUUCUCAGGAAAAAUCGGAUACUGAUCAUUGACGAGGCGACAGCAAAUGUGGACCUAAGAACUGAUGAGUUAAUACAAAAAAAAAUUCGUGAGAAAUUUGCCCAGUGCACUGUGCUAACCAUUGCACACAGGUUGAACACCAUUAUCGACAGUGACAAGAUUAUGGUUUUGGAUUCAGGAAGACUGAAAGAAUAUGAUGAGCCCUAUGUUUUGCUGCAAAAUAAAGAGAGCCUCUUUUACAAGAUGGUGCAACAACUGGGCAAGGCAGAAGCUGCUGCCCUCACCGAAACAGCAAAACAGGUGUACUUCAGAAGGAAUUAUCCGGAUAUUACUCAGAACGGCCAUGUGGCUGCGAGCACGUCUAAUGGACAGCCCGCUGCCUUCACUGUUUUCGAGACGGCACUGUGAUUCCACCACGACGUCGAGAGUUUUCCAGUCGUUUGGCACUGUCUGAACUAUGCUUUUUUCUACAUUAGCACCAAAUAUUUACACAAACAAGACGUUAGUUUAUUUGGAUCUUUCCUCCAACUUCACCCAAUGAUUCCAAGCUCUAACAAAAUUACUGUUAUUUAUAUUUAUAUGUUAUAGUAUGUCUUUUCUGAUUCAAAUCAGGAGUGCAGGCCACCAAUAAAAGCUGUCUACCAGGUUUUGUGCCUUAAGAGACUCAGAGCCAAAGCACAUUUUUUUUAACUCUCCACCCAAACUACAUAUUACUUUACAGUUAUGUCAGGGAUUCUAUUUACUUGAAAACUGUGUGAAGCUGCCAUUUUGUCUUAGCACGUUCUUUAACGUACCCAGGGUCUGUUUGCUCCCUACAGGCCCCUGGCUAAAAUAGUACAGAUAAAACAUAGGAAAAAUAAAAACUAUAGUUCAGUGUAGGUGGCGUUAUCAUAGGGAGAGUCUACACCCCUACCUCCCCCAAAUAUAGUUAAAACAUAGAAAGGCAAUAUUUAAUUAUAUGUUCUAAAAGAAAAGGAAGAGAAAACAAUGCUUUCUCAAAAUAGGGGCCCUUAUAGGUUAUUUGAUAAGGAAGGACACAGUGUGAUCAUUGAUCUUUUAAAUGUGCAUGACUUUGACAUGGUAACUGUUGCAGUUUUAGACUCAGCGUGGUGAUAUUUCAAAAAAAAAGUCCAAACUGCCCAUGCGAACGGUAAUUCCUGAAUGUGUAGUAGUACUCUCAUUUGGAGUUCUGGUUUACUGCCGGCUUGCCUUCAGUUGACCGGAAACUUUUUGGGUUAGCCUUUAUUGAAAUGCCUUCUAAAUUGCAUGCGUAGGCUCUCUUGAAUUGGUGAGAAAAAAAGAAAAGAAAACCAUUGCAAACAUUGACUGUAAUUACACAGUAUAUUCUCAGGAUGCACCCAAAAGGUUCACUUUUAUGAGCCUACACAGGUUAGUUUACAUUUGACCACUAAUAGCAGUUUGUUUAGGUCUUUCUGACCAGUAAAUCAACAAACCACAGUACUUCCUGGGGCCUGCUGCACUUUCUCUGAACGGUGGGUCUUUCGUUUUCUUGAUGGUGAUGGCUAUGGUAUGCUGAGUUCAAGUUGCUAAGGUCUGAGUGUCGUGGUGUUGAGUGGAUGCUCGUGACCUCUCAGACUAAAGUGCAACUACCCUCAAGUGCAUAUAUUAACAUAUAUGCCAUCAUAAAGCAGGUUUUUGGACUCUUCAACAGAAACAUGUUUUAUAGACUCAAGCCUUAACACACACACACACACACACACACACAGCAAACUACCAAAAUGCACUGAGAGUGCCGUAGCUGCUGAACAUUUUAUAUCUAGAAACAAUAUGGUUAGUAUUGUGCCCAGUAAACGAGUAAGUUGUUUAAUAGUAUUUCAGGAGACUGAAAUGACAACAAUGGUAAUAGUGAAGUUGGUUGAAAUCGUGGAAAUAUUUUAAAUGUGUGUGUGUUUAUUUUAUGUUUAGAGGUUAA